UGUAUUUUUGUUAGCAUAUUCAUAUUUAAUCUUUUUAUUAGGAUAGUAAGUAUGCAUAGUAAUAGGCUUCGUUAUGAUAUUCUCAUGUGUGUCCAUAAUGUGUUUUAAAUAGAUUCCCUCCCUUGCGCUCCCUCUUGUAGCCCUGCCCCCCACUGGUCGCUUUCCUCUUUCUUUCGACCUAGCUCUCCUACUUUCAUGUCUGUGUGUGUCUGCAUGUGUAUGGCCAUGGAUGAAAGGCUAUUUAUGGCAUCGUGGCACCUUACUAGUGGUUAUUCUACUGACAAAAAGCUCUCUUCCCUCCCCCAGUGAUUAUAAACUGCUUCAACAAGAGGUAGAACUUCGUAAGUUCCUUGUCUCCUUUGUGACAAGAUGUUGAUGGGCCCACUCUUGUGCAGUCACAGCUGCUAUGAGUUCUGGAGUGCCCUGGCUGUGUCAUGCCCAGGAGAUAGCGCUCCACAACGGCACUCCACCUCAUCCUUUGGCUCUUGUCCUUUUUCUGCCCUCUCUGGGACUGCAUUUACCCACAUGGCAGCCUUGUUCCCACCGCCACCCGGUCCCAGAUUUGUCCUCCGAGGCACACAGUCAGCUGUGAACACGCUCCAUUUCUGCCCACCACCCCAAGCUGCAGAGAACCCACUCCUUUUCUCAGGGUCUCAGAAUGGCCUAGUACACAUCUGGAGUCUACAAACAAGAAGAAUAGUUGCCACUCUCAAUGGCCACGGGGGCCAGAGUGUCAUCUGGUUGAAGACACUGCCGCAGGGACACCAGCUCCUCAGUCAGGGCCGGGACCUGCGGCUGUGCCUGUGGGACUUGGCAGAGGGCAGGAACACCAUCAUGGACUCAGUUCAGCUGGACAGUGUGGGCUUCUGCAAGAGCUCCAUCCUGGUCAGGGGACACCUGUGCUGGAUGCUUGCUGUGCCAGGGAAGGGCAGCGAUGAGGUUCAGAUUCUGGAGAUGCCGUCCAAGACGUCAGUGUGCACCCUGAAGCCGGAGGCAGAUGCCAAACCAGGCAUGCCCAUGUGCCUGGGGCUGUGGCAGACUAACUCCAGUCUCCGCCCCCUCCUUCUGGCUGGCUAUGAGGAUGGAUCUGUAACCCUGUGGGACAUCGCAGAGCGGAAGGUGUGCAGCCAAAUCACCUGCCAUGAAGAGCCUGUCAUGGGCCUUGACUUCGACUCUCAGAAGGCCAAGGGCGUCUCCGGCUCUGCCGGGAAGGUACUGGCUGUCUGGAGUCUGGACGAUCAGCAGUCCCUGCAGGUGAAGAAGACCCAUGAACUCACCAAUCCUGGAAUUGCCGAAGUCGCCAUCCGGCCAGACCGCAAGAUCUUAGCUACAGCAGGCUGGGACCAUCGCAUCCGUGUGUUUCACUGGAGGACAAUGAAACCACUGGCUGUUCUGGCUUCCCACAGUGCUCCUGUGUACUGCGUGGCCUUUGCUGCUGAUGGCUUGCUUGCUGCGGGGUCCAAGGACCAGCGUAUCAGCAUCUGGUCACUCUACCCCUGCCCAUGACUUAGCUGUGGGACACUGCUGUUUUACUCCAGUCUUGACCCAGCCCUGUGGAGGACCUUCAAGUCCCUCUGAGGACAGCAAAUUGUGGCCAAAGGUCUGUGGGAUCCACUUUCUCUGUGAGGUUUGCUGUUCCUUUUGUGACUGUCAUUCAGAUGAUAGACAUCUGGCACCUAGAGCUUGGUAACACAUAUAGCUUAGGCCUGGUAGAGUGGCCAGACUAAAGAUAUCUGACAAUAAAUUCCCCAUUGCCAACCUGAAGCACCAAGGUGGGAACUUUCCACAAAGGUCUCCCUGUGUUCUCCCUUUAGAGUAGAGCAUUCAGCUUGCCCAGCAGGCCUCUCAUCAGCCUUACUUGGAAGCAGUGGUUCUGGGUGCAGGUACUCAGCGCUUGGCCUCGGGAGGCUGUCAGUCCCACAGUGACUGUCUGCCAUACCCUCUGGCACAUUGCCCCAGACAUGUCCAGGGACUCCUGACAUCUAGGGCUCAGGUCAGCAUGAGGAAUGGAUGAAACUGGGCUCCCUAAAGAGGGAGGCAAGAGUUAAUGGGGUGACCAAGGUGGUCAGGGAAGGAGAGGCAUGUAGAAUGCAGUAUAAGGCCGGGUAGAAGACCGGGAAAGGAGGGUCUAGCCUCUGACAGGAUAAGGUAAAGGGAUAGCCUAUCUUCCAGUCAGCCUGCAGGAGGCAAGGGAAAGCACCCGAGACAGGCCACAAGCUGGACCUUCUGUAGUGCCCAGGCUGCAAGCACAGCUCUGUGGUGUAUGGAGUAACAAGGCCUUGAGAGUCAGGAGUGACACCUGGUGCCUCUUUCAGCAUGUGGGUGACAGGCGAGCAGCCUCCGAGGUAGUGUUGACCGGGGUGGUGGACUAUAAAGGUGAAGAUGCAGGUAAGGAGUGUAGACUGUGCCCCGAAGAGAUGGAGCGCCCCCAAGUGCUGCCCUGCCAGGCACUGGUGACUUUAGAAUUCCAACUGCCCGCCGGGCCACAGAUCUGUAACUAAACACUACACAUAGCCUGCUGAGACUGAAUGUGUCUAUGUUGAAAGUGUCACCGUUUGGCCUGGUGUCCCCAAGCCGGGGAGCACACAUGGGAGGCCAGGAAAGGAGUGUAUGGUCCAGGUGAAGUACAUUCAUCAAGAACUAUGGCUUGCUGUCAUAGCACCAGGGACCCAGAAAGCUGGUUUGAUUGGUGAUAAGUUAGUUAGACUCAGUUCAAAAGAUGAGUGUACGUGGGAAGCUGAGAAGCCAGGUGGAGGAAGGGAUCCAAUGGUUGGAAGAUCAGACUAUGGCCUGUUAUGGGUGGCUUGGGAGGAUGUGCCUUUUGCCCCAUAUUGAGGGAGGCAGUUGCCAGGGGAACCCAGCAUCCUCAGAGGGCUUCAUGGUUGCUCCUGUCAGUACACCUGUGAAGGACAGGACUUGAUGGUAAGCAAACACACACAGGAGGCCCUGGGAUGUUACAACUGCAGCUUCUAGCUUGGAAUCUCUAAAUGGAGUGAGGAUCACUAGCUGCCCCAUGGUGGGAAUGUUCCUCGUAAUAGGCUAUGAAUUGGGAGCCACCCUCAGCAGAACCUGACCAGUAGAGCUCUGGCUGGCUGGCUUUCCUGGAGUCCCUAGAAAUGGCAUGGACCAACUUGGUCCACAUAUGUAGAAACAUGUAGACCUAGUGAGCAGGUUAAUCCAGGUCACAGGCACAGGCCUCUUCACUCCCUUUGAAGGAAGUAAUAGACAGACUCUGCUCAUCCUUUUCCCAGAAUCCUCCAGGGGGCCUGCUCUAUUUUAUUACCCUGGGGUGGGGGCAUGGGUAGCUUGGUUGCAGGGAAAUUGGUGAGCCCAUCUAUGAGUGGGAAAGAUAGCCCAGUUCUUGCCUGUGCCUACACGCUGCUGUGGUACCCAGGCAGCACGGAGCAAUGCUGUCCUGUUGAGUGCUCCAGUUGUCUUUUACCAGCACUUUUGGAGAUGACCUCAAGCCUUUGUAGUCAAUAUGGCUGCCUCAGGAAGUCUAGCACUGGAAUUGUCAUCUCACACAAGCUCUGUCAAACCUUCCCACCCCUUCCUUGUCCCACGCUUGGGAGGCCCCAUCUGUCCAUGAGGUGGUGGUAUAUCGCUGUUUCCUCCAAAGUGGAACAUCCCUCUUUCCAAGGAGGGAGGCUUAUAGACUCGGUUCUGAGGCUCUCAGGCCCCUGGCCCAGAGUUACAAAAGGCUGUAACAACUGCCGGGGAGAGGACACUCCCCAGUGGACUGCCUGCAAGCUGGGCCAGGAGCUCCAGGGACGCCGCUUCUGUGAGAGAUCCCCAGGACUGGCCUGGGUGAUCUCAGCUGCCUUGGAGUCACCUAUGCUCCUGAAGGGUACCCCAAUAAAGUCAUUGGUUCACUAGGCUUGACUUGAUUUGUGAGAGGAACCAUCAUCUGUGUCCUAUCUGGGGUAUGUGUCCAUGUCUCCCCAGAAAGACAUACAACAUAGGGAAUGGGACCUGGAAGAACCACAGCACCUUUAUGUGGAUGCUCUGGGAGCCCCCCUCUACCCAGCGCGUGCACUGCAUGAUGGGGCUGUGUGGAUCCAACCCUGCAGUUUCCUCUCAGUGCCCAAAUGCCCACGCAGGCAGCUUGAACUGUUUUCUUCCUUCGAUUUCCUUUGGGAGUCAUUUUAAAUGGCAUCAUCCACACUGGCUAAGCCAUGAGGCUUCCAUGAAUGUCAUCCCUGUCUCUGAAUAAACAAGCAGCUUCCUGUCGGCUACAGCGGAGGAGUCACACAGAAAGGAAGUGUGGCCCAGAAGCAACACCUGAACCAGUCCAUGGAUAAACUGCUCAUGUUCCCAGAACAAGCCUGGGGGACUGUAGCUCCUUGCAGCAGCAUAGCCCUGACCAGUAAUCAAGGGUACUCAUCCUCUUAGACAUUCCCAGACCAGCUGGCCAGGCACCUGAAUGACAGAGCCCAUUCCCUGCCUCUCCAGUGGCUGCCCACACAUACUUUCACAUCAUGGGAGGUCACUUACAGCCAAAGAAAACUAGUGUUGGAAAUAGUGGUGGGCAAGCCUGUGCUCAGUGCUGAUUCUGAGUUGCUGUAUUCAGCCACAGCAUCCUUUCCAUUUUGUUUUCCUUUGUAGCCCAGGCUACCCUGGAACUUUAUAUCCUUCUGUCUUUGUCUCCCGAGUGUGUAAAAUCACCCGAGUCUGCCUCUGUACCCAACUGCCAUAUGUACUUAUUGGAUAUUUCCUUUGAGUCGGGAGCACAAGAACAAGAAGUAGUGAGAGGGUCCUUGUCUCUUCCUGUCCGACCCCGUGGCUGCUGAGCAGGGCUCUGAACUCCUGGGGCUGCCCCAAGGCCUGUCCGUGUACCUCUAGCUAGCAGACGGGGUGGCCUUGAGAGUGUCUGCUUGAUUACUUCGGUAACUCAUUCGAAGGGUUGAUGUAGAGCCCGUGAGCUGUACCAGAGACGCCCAGCAGCUCUGGCUGCUGCACUGGACCUGGAAGACUCAAGCCCUUGGUAUGGUGACAAGGCCACCUGAAGAGAUUUUUGCCUUUGGACCUCUAUAUGCCCACUCUCUUCAUAGCUACUCUGAGACAGCCUAUUAUCAUCUGGGCAUCGAUUAUCAUCUACUACGGGAAGUCAUCACCUACUCAGCCUGUGUUGCCAGCUGGGCCCCUGUAGGACAGGUGACCCUGGAGCCCCUGUCUGUUCUCGGAUAACUUGGUGUCCUGGCUGACUGGUUGUUUUGUCAACAUGACACUUUCAUUUGGGACGAAGGAUUAUUAAAGCUGAGAAGAUGCCUGACAUGUUCUUAAUUAAUUGAUUCAGGUGGGACCCCUGGGCAGAGCAUCCUAAGUUGUAUGGUCCUAAAGUUGUAUAAGAAAGCAGGCUGAGCAAGCCAUGGGGAGCAGCAUCCUUCUUGGCCUCUGCCUCAGUUGCUGCCUCCAGGUUCCUGCCUUGAGUUCCUGCCCUGACUUCUCUCCGUGAGAGAUUAUGACAUGAGGGUUAUAGGAUGAAAUAAACCCUCUCCUCCCCACGGUGCUUUUGGUCAUGGUUUUAUCCAAGCCAAGGAAACUCUAAGACAAUUAGGAUCACAGGGCGUGUAGAGCUCUGGCCUCUGGGGAUAAGCUAGACGAGCUGCAUCUGGAUUCAGCACUGGAUGCUGAGGGUUAUCAGACGCCCUGAGAUUAUCCAAGGACAAUUCGAAGCACAGUAUGCAGAGAACCAGUGCCCAGGCCUGUGCUGAAGUGCAGUGCAGUGCAUGUCUCUAUGCUUUGCAGGAGUGAAUGGAGUUCACUGAGGUGUUCCCCACUGUGUCAGCCAAAAAGCCACAGCGCUCCCUCUGCACAAAAGGAUUGUUUGCAUAAAGAGAAAAUAUCCCUCUGGGGCUCUUUAGAAAUGCUUGAUUCUCAACUAGGUAUAACUUCAUGCAGAACCUCACCGUGGCAGACAGCAAGCUGGCAUCGACGACAACACCAUUAAAGCUAACUUGCUAUAUGCUUGUGUCUCACCCAAACAAGGCGUAGAACCACCAACUCCAGCGGCUUUGGGAAAGGCAUGUUGCUGCAGGGUCUACCAAGCCCGCCUCUGCUGUGAGGCCUCAGCCUGCAAUCCUACCCCAUCCCCCAUAGGUGUUCAGCAGUUGCCUGAGGACUGGGGAAGUCUCAGCAGCUUGGCAGAUGAGUUCUCCUAACACUUUGUUGGCCUCCAAAGGUCAGCAAGCCAAUCUGGCCGUCAGGGAGGCUCAUGAGCAAGACAGGAAGGCAGUGUCUGGGCAGGGUGGAUAGAUGGAAGGUGCGGAUAGCUCACCUGGUAGACUGGUGGACUGUACAGGAAAGAUUUCUCAGCUCUGCUCAAGCUGUAACUCCCACACGAGAGGGACACUGUGGGCUAUGAGGGAACAGGGCGUGGCUAACAGUAUCAAGCCAAAAUGAGUAGCUAGCACUCAUUUUUGUUGAGUGUGGAAGCUUAUAUCACUAGGAAGCAAAGGUAGGAGGUUCACAAUUUGAAGUGAGCCUGGGCUAUGCAGCAAGAUAAUCCUGUCACCAGUGAUAGACAGACAGACAGACAGACAGACAAAGUAAAUAGCCAAAUAUUGUGGCACAUGCCUUUAAUCCUAGCACUUGAGAGGCAAGUGGAUCUCUGCAAAGGCAACCAUGACUACAUAGUGAGUUUCAGACCAGCCAGGAUUCUAUGAUAAGGCCCUGUCCCCCAAAAAAUAAAAUUAAAAAUGGGAACUAUUGGGUUGUUUUUGCCAAGUGUUGUAGUACACGUCUGUCAUCCUGAGUUUGAAGCUACCCUGUGCUUUAAUAGAAAGUAAAUGAUGUCAAAAUAAAAUAAAAUAAGCAGC
Molecule: messenger RNA, 6818 nt
Organism: Mastomys coucha (southern multimammate mouse)
Lineage: Eukaryota; Metazoa; Chordata; Mammalia; Rodentia; Muridae
Gene: Gnb1l
Product: G protein subunit beta 1 like
Exons: 7
Coding region: 370-1506 (378 amino acids)
Molecular function (GO): protein binding
Source: RefSeq, a predicted model, not a curated record